This is a messenger RNA of Alexandromys fortis (reed vole), 4984 nucleotides long. RefSeq names its product zinc finger protein 551-like. The record is from RefSeq and is a predicted model, not a curated record. Gene Ontology annotation, biological process: regulation of DNA-templated transcription. Lineage: Eukaryota; Metazoa; Chordata; Mammalia; Rodentia; Cricetidae. The coding region runs from base 282 to 2270 and encodes 662 amino acids. The transcript is spliced from 4 exons.
GAGUCUGAGUGGUGUGUACGCGCGCGCGCGAGUGGUUUGUUCCUGGAGCUGGACUUCCGGCGUGGUUCUCCUCUUAGCCAUGGUUUUGGCGUUUCUGGGGUUUGUUUACCUAGCUGUAGGCUCCGGGCCGAGGUGAGCCUUCUCGCAGGCGGAGCGCAGCGAGCUGCAUUGCGGUACAGAGGCCUGGCUGAGGCCCAGCGACUCCGCCCACGUGACCCGCGCCGGGCCUGGGGAACAGACCUGGGCGACCCGCUCCUUGCUCCCGCUGCAGAGUCAGUCCAAUGGCCGCGGCCGCAUACAGGGACCCGGCACAGAUUCUCUUGACUUCAGAGACAGUGAUGGGGUCAGGCCCGGGUCUGACCUUUGAGGAUGUUGCCAUUCACUUCUCCCAGGAAGAAUGGGUGCUUCUUGAUAAGGCCCAGAGGUUCCUGUACUGCAGUGUGAUGCUGGAGAACCUUGCACUUGUGGCAUCUCUGGGGACCUGUUCUGGAAUGGGGAGUGAAGAGGUAAGCUCUGAGCAGGAUGAGCCUAUAGAAGGGGUGAUGUCUAAGCCAAGUCCCUCCACUCAGGAGACUCAGCACUUUGAGACUCCUGUUCCAGCUUUGGAAGGCAUUUCGCACCGGAAUGAAUUCCGAAGCGCACCCUCUGUGCAGACAUUGUACUUGGGCAGAACAGGCAUGCAAAGCUCCGGUUUGAAUGAAGGCAUUAACCAACACCGGAAGAGUGACAGUGGAGAAAAGCACUCCGAACGGGAUGCUAACAGGGCUUCAUUUAUGCCAAGUUGCAGACCCCAUGUGCUGACGAAGCCAUCCAUCUUUGGGGAGGAUGGGGAGAAGAUUCUUGCCUCCACAGGCUGUCUUCAGCAGCAGGCCGCCUGUAGUAGUGAGCAGCCUCACAGUAGCGGCAGGGGUGGGGAAGCACUUCUGAGUGGAGAAAAACUGAAGUACAGUGAAUGCCAAAAAGGUUCAGGGCACAAACAUACUCUUGUUCAGUGUCACAGUGUGUCGCCUGAAAAGGGGCCUCGUGCGGGUAGCAAGUAUGAGAAGGCCUUCUGCAAGUACAAACUAGCUCAGCACCAGGACAGUCACACGGGACAAAGGACAUAUGAGCAUAGUCAGCAUGAAAAAUCUUUUAGCAAAAAGUGUCACCUCAUUGCACAUGAUAGAAUGUGUCCUCAAGAAAGACCAUAUAAAUGCACUGAAUGUGGAAAAGCCUUUAUCUACAAAUCCGAACUCGUUUAUCAUCAGAGACACCACAUUAAUAGAGUGCAUUAUGAGUGUGUGGAAUGUAGGAAAUCCUUCACCUAUAAAUCUAACCUCACCGAACACCAGAGAAUCCACACCGGAGAGAGGCCUUAUCAGUGUGAUCAGUGCGGGAAAUCCUUCAGACAAAACUCUAGCCUCUUUAGACACCACCGAAUUCAUACUGGAGAAAGACCGUAUGAGUGCUGCGAGUGUGGGAAAUCCUUUAGACAGAUUUUCAAUCUCAUUAGACAUAGGAGAGUCCACACGGGAGAAAUGCCUCAUCAGUGCAGCGACUGUGGGAAAGCCUUUAGCUCCAAAGCCGAACUCAUUCAGCACGAGCGAAUUCACAGUGGGGAAAGGCCUUAUGAGUGUAGCGAGUGUGGCAAGCUCUUUAGGCAGUUCUCCAACCUCAUUCGCCACCGGAGAGUUCAUACUGGGGACCGGCCUUACAAGUGCGGUGACUGUGAGAAAUCCUUCAGUCGCAAGUUCAUCCUCAUCCAGCACCAAAGAGUUCACACUGGAGAAAGGCCUUAUAAGUGUGGGGAAUGUGGCACAUCCUUCACCCGGAAGUCUGACCUCAUCCAACACCAGAGAAUUCAUACUGGCACAAGGCCUUAUGAGUGUGAAGAGUGUGGGAAGUCGUUUAGGCAGUGCUCUAGCCUCAUUCAGCACCGGAGAGUUCACACUGGAGAGAAGCCUUAUGAGUGUGUCGAGUGUGGGAAAGCCUUCAGUCAGAGUGCUAGCCUCAUUCAGCACCAGCGACUGCACACUGGAGAGAAUCCUUAUGAGUGUAGUGAAUGUGGGAAGUCCUUUAGCCAAAGUGCUAGCCUAGUUCAACACCAGAGAAGCCACAGUGGAGAAAAGCCUUAUGAGUGUAGCAAAUGUGGCAAACUCUUCACCCACAAGUCAGACCUCAUUCAGCACCAAAGGGUUCACACUGGAGAAAGGCCUUAUGAAUGCAGUGACUGUGAGAAAUCCUUUAGCCGUAGGUCUAAUCUUGUUCGACACCAGAGGGUUCACACCUGAGAAACUUCUUUAUCGUGUAGGAAAUGUGCUGCUUAGUGAGUUGGUGUAGUAACACCGGGGGAGUCGAGCAGCCUUCUGAGUUUAAAGAUAAUUCAUGUGGGCUUCAAAGGGGGAAAACUUUGAGGAGCUUCAUUCCAGUUUCUAGUCUGCCCAGGGCCAUAUCCUGACUUAUGCCAUUGGCAGUGUCUGCAGUAGAAACCCUGUCACAUUGCAACCUGGAAGAUUGACACGGUGAGGGUGGGUAUCCUUCCUGUGUGCUCAGAGAUGCAAACUUCUGUACUCUGCUCUGGCCUUAGCCUUGGAAACCCCUUAUUUCCUUGCAGGGCAGGAAUCUUAUUUGGAAGGUAUGGUCUGAGUUGUGUUUUCAGCUUUGCUAAGGAACUUUUUCAGGGGAAGUUUGUUUUCAUACUGUGCUCGCUAUGAAUAUUUCCAGGUUUGAAUUGGCCAACUUGGGAAAUGCUUGCUGCUCAUAAUCUCUGACUUAUCUUUUUGAAUAGAUAGUUUGUUUAUGCAUCUUGAAUCUUGAGGGUUCUCAUCAUUCUGUGGCAUGACUUUUCAACUGACCCAUGAUGUCAGCACGGAGAGGUGGGCCAGUUCCAUAGAGAUCCUCACUUUCUGUGUUUCAAAGGGUAUGAUACACCUGCCAGAAGCAGCUGUGUAGAGCAAUGGUCUGAUUUUGUGGCUGCUCCUGCUCUCAGCCAUGAGAGCAGGUAAAAUGGUGGAUUUUUUUGUUCUUGGCUUACGGAAGGUGCUGUGAUUUUAGUGAGGUAAGAAGUCCUGAUGAAGAGGAGAAUUCCGACAAUACCAGGCACUUUUAAAGCACGUCAACAAUUAAACUCUCUUUUUUUGCUGGGAUGUCACACAAUUCCUGGCCUUGUUGAGGGUAAUUUCUUUGCAGGCCUUGUACUGGAGCCAUUUGCUAUGUAUAGUGUGUUGACUAGUAGGCAGGAGCAGUUUGUGAUUGGGACAGGAACUGAGUUAACAGAUACGGAAAUAAUCUCACAUUUCCCCUAUUGGACAUGUAUGUGUGUUGGUGCGCAUGUACAUGGCACAUGUGUGGAGGUCAGACGGCAGCUUUGCAACAUGAUUCUGUCCUACCAUGUGGGCUCCAGGGAUUGAGUUCAGGUCAUCGGGCUUUGGGUAAGUGCUUUUACCUUCUGAGCCAUGUCUCUGGCGCUGGAACAAGCUUCUGAUAAAGAUUCAUCUGUAGAUGUUCCAGUGACUUGUGUGAGAACAAUCCUCUAGAUCUCUAUGACUAUUUCCUGGGACUGUGGUUUUUGUCAGAGAAAUUAGUGAGACAUUUUUUGUGGAUUCCUGUAUUCUUUUCUUUAAUUUGGGCUGAAGCUGUACAGGCAGGAGUACAAGAGGGGAAAGAUGCUUUUGUGGCAUGGGGUAUAAUUCUGACCUAUUUGUGAUUCAAGAGCCAGUAACUUUUAUUAUUUCCCAAGGUGGACUGCCAGUGGACUGUGCCUCUCGGGUUCCGAGAUGGUGGAAUCCAUAUUAGGUUGUGAUGAACAUUUGGGAACAGUGGGACAUCUAAGUAUAUUUUUUCAGGUUACUUUUUAUAGCUUUAUUUAUGUGUCAUUUGUAUAAGUGGCACUCAGCAAAGUACAUGGCAUGGCACCGCGGCGUGUGCUUGCAGUUCCGGUUUCUAAAAAAACUGAGGAAUGAGGAUUGCAUGGGCUCAGGAGUUUGUGGCUCAGUGAGCACAACACAGCAUGGCCCUAGCUCAAAAAAACAAAACCCCGAUUGGGAAAGUUUGGAAAUCAUUAUAGUUAUGAAAACACAUUCUUUGUUGUCUGUUUAUGACAUGCCCAUUUAUUAUCUUACAUUUCCUACCUCUCCUGACAACCAAUGAUUUUGUUUUUAAUUUAAACUUUAUUUUAUGUGUGUGUGUGUGUAUGUGUGUGUGUUUUCCUGCAUGUAUGUCUGUGUACCAUGUACAUGCUUACUACCUGUGGAGGCCAGAGGGGAAGUAGGCUCUCUGGGGGCUGGCAGUACAGAUGGCUGUGGGCCACCAUGUGGAUGCUGGAAACUGAACCCAGGUUCUCCAGAAGAACAUCUAAUGUUCUUAGCUUAUACACAUACACACACACACACACACACACACACACACACAGUGGAUUAGUUUACGUUGUUUGGAAUUUUCAGUUAUUGUCAUCGUGACAUGUGUGCUUGUGUGUGUGUAGAUAUGUUGUAUAAUUACUUCAAGAUUCAACAAUGAUUCUUAUAUGAAACAUUGUGAUUGUUGCUGAGUAACAUUUUGUGUAGAUCAGCUGUUGGCUUAUCUGUUAAUUUAUGUAGAAAAUUUUCUUUACAGAUUUCGCAUACUACAAAUAAGACUGCUGUGAGUAUUUCAGGUUUUAUAUGGCUAUGCAUACAAUCACUUUGUGUUAAUAACUUCACUUGUGACACCAGAGGGGUGAAUGAAUAUUUUAAGAAGCAUUUACGAAAUCCCAGCUCUGAUUUGUUAACUCCUUUCUGCAUUCUCGCCAGCGGUAUGUGAAAGUGGCUGCCCCUUUCCAUCCUGGCAUGCACGCCACAACGCUAACCCUCUAAGACUGUCCUAUACAUCAUGAGUGUAUUUCACUAAGUAUACUGUGACAUUUCACUGUGUAUUUCAUGGCAUUUCCUUAAGUAUUCUGAAAUAAAACAGUUGUUUUGUGUGCUUAAUUGCUGUUUGUACAUCUCUAAUAAAAUAACUGUUCACAUAU